Molecule: messenger RNA, 1689 nt
Organism: Morus notabilis
Lineage: Eukaryota; Viridiplantae; Streptophyta; Magnoliopsida; Rosales; Moraceae
Product: geranylgeranyl transferase type-1 subunit beta
Exons: 11
Coding region: 191-1282 (363 amino acids)
Biological process (GO): protein geranylgeranylation
Cellular component (GO): CAAX-protein geranylgeranyltransferase complex
Molecular function (GO): CAAX-protein geranylgeranyltransferase activity
Source: RefSeq, a predicted model, not a curated record
CAUAGGCCCAGUUCAAGUGUUAAACUGAAUAAAAAGAGAAACAAGAUCAGAGAUUCAUAAGUGAAAGCUAAGAAGUUUGACCAGAGUUGCUUCCAAUUCCAUGUAGUACUACUAUUGGUGGUACCGUCUAAUUUUUAUUUUUUUUAUUUGUGUGUGUGUGUGAAGUCCGUAAUCGAAGCAGUUGUCGGCCAUGGAUUCGGAGAGGGACCCACUGGACUCUCCUUCUCUUUCUCCUCCUCAUCCUCCUCCGACAUUGUUCGACAAAGAUCGGCAUGUGAUGUUCUUGCAGAUGAUGUACCAGCUCUUGCCUUACCAGUACCAGACUCAAGAGAUCAACCGCCUCACUCUCGCCUACUUCGUCAUCUCCGGCCUCCACCUCCUCCGCCAACUCAACUCCAUUGACAAGGAAGCAGUUGCCGAUUGGGUUUUGUCGUUUCAAGCUCGCCCAAGAGUUCAAGGCGAGAUAAAUAAUGAGCAAUUUUAUGGAUUCCAUGGUUCCAGAACUUCUCAAUUUCCGUCUGAUGAUAAUGGGAUUUUGGUUCACAAUGGUAGUCACUUGGCAAGUACGUAUUGUGCCUUAGCAAUACUAAAAAUAAUUGGCUUUAACUUCUCCAAUAUUGAUUCUGAAUCAAUAUUGACAUCCAUGAGAAACCUUCAACAGCCUGACGGAAGCUUUAUGCCCAUCCACACAGGGGCAGAGACAGAUCUACGGUUUAUUUAUUGUGCUGCUGCCAUCUGUUGUAUGUUGGAAAAUUGGAGUGGCAUGGAUAGGGAGAAAGCAAAGGAGUACAUAUUGAAUUGUCAGUCAUAUGAUGGAGGCUUCGGUUUGAACCCUGGUUCAGAAUCUCAUGGUGGUGCAACUUAUUGCGCUGUUGCGUCUCUUCGGUUAAUGGGAUUUAUUGAAGACGACCUUCUCUCCAAAAAUGGGUCAUCAUCCAUAAUAAACGUACCAUUGCUGCUGGACUGGAGCUUGCAGAGGCAGGCAGCAGAUGGUGGAUUUCAAGGGAGGCCCAACAAGGACAGUGACACAUGUUACGCAUUCUGGAUUGGAGCAGUACUAAGGAUAUUAGGGGGUGAAAAAUUCAUUGAUGAUAAGUCUUUACGUGGAUUCUUGCUAACUUGUCAGUCUGAGUUUGGGGGUUUCAGCAAGUUCCCGGGGCAGCUUCCGGAUCUAUACCACUCAUAUUACGGAUAUACGGCAUUCAGUCUCUUGGAAGAGCCCAGCCUGAACCCCCUUUGCGCUGAACUUGGUAUCGCAAAUUUUGCUACUCUGGGAAUCUGACUUAAUUGUUCUUCUCAUCUUUCUCUUUGCCGAAGUUUUCUGAGUUUGUAUGUGUUCAUCAUCUCCAAUUAUAGCUGUCAUUAUUUAUCAAGAUAUAAAACACACGUUCUUACCUCUUUAGGUAAGUGAUUUGUUUGAACAUUCUUUUAACAAAACACAAAAAGAGAAAAGGGAUACAUAAUUUAGUUAGUCUUGUUGUUGACGAUACAAACAGUUGUUAUUAUAGCUGAUCCUUGUUUAUGAGAUUAGUUUGUUAUUUGACAAUUUCGAAAUGAACAAGUUUUCUAUGCCGUUAUGAUACUAAUUUUGCUAGUGUAUUUCUUUUGCAAAAGUGAUCUGUCCCCUUUCGUUAACCGUUCGCCAAAACCAGAUAAGCUUUUAAGUUGCACAAAAUUAGCCAGUUCUGC